Molecule: messenger RNA, 174 nt
Organism: Funneliformis caledonium
Lineage: Eukaryota; Fungi; Glomeromycota; Glomeromycetes; Glomerales; Glomeraceae
Source: the annotation of a GenBank genome assembly
AUGCUACCAACGGGAUUUUCUAAUCAGUUCUCGGGUUGGUUUAUUACACUUCAAAAAGGUAAAAGAUUUCCAUUAGAAUUUACCUGUAUUUAUCCAAAUAUACCAAAACAAACUAUUUGUACAUCGGAAUUUGCAUUUUCUCCCGCUACGCUACUUCAUUGGUUGAUGCUUUAA